AUGUCCCUCAGAAGAGGGCAGACAGUUUGCCGGGGUGGAACGCAGCGGCCGUGCUAUAAAAUAGUUUACUUCCAUGAUGUUUCACGCAGGAUCAGCUAUGAAGAAGCACACCUCGCCUGCAGAGCUGAUGGCGGCCACCUAGUCAGUAUUGAAACAGCAGCAGAACAAAAACUGAUAGAGAAAUUUAUAGAAAGUCUCCUGGCUUCUGAUGGAGACUUUUGGAUAGGGCUUAGGAGGAAAAAGCAUGAUGUAGACAAUAGCACGGAGUGUCAGGACCUCUACUCCUGGUCAGAUGGCAGCUCGUCCAAGUUCAGGAACUGGUAUGUAGAUGAGCCGUCCUGUGGGAGUGAAGUCUGUGUUGUGAUGUACCACCAGCCAUCUGCCCCACCAGGUGUUGGAGGCCCUUAUAUGUUUCAGUGGAAUGAUGACAGAUGCAACAUGAAAAACAACUUCAUUUGCAAAUAUUCUCUUGGUAAUGAGCCAUUCCCAAUCUUUAAAAUCCAGCCUGCUCCCUAUAUUGCAACAGAGCCAGUGAAGCCAGUGUUGCCAGAAGAACACCAUAAGAAAUAUGCUAAUGGAACACUUAAAGAAGCCCAAGAGCCUGUUCUGAGUCUUGCCUACAUCCUUAUUCCCAGCAUUCCUGUGCUGCUGCUACUGAUGGUCGUUACAGCCAUCUUCUGUUUUUGGCUUUUUGCAAAGAGGAAACGGGAGCCAAUAGAUACGAGCCCAAAGGAUGAAGAUGCCUGGCUCUCUACCCACAGGAGGAACAGUCCGAAUUUGGAGGUUUACAAAAUAAUUAAGAAGCAAUCAGAAGCGGAUCUGACUGGAACCAGGCCUGACAUUAAGAACUCAUCAUUUCGCACACGAGAACAUAAGAUGCUUGACAAUCUCUCUGGGGAUUAUGAUGAUGUGGCAAUGAAUACACCAAGUGGCUUUGUGACCAAUGAUAUCUAUGAAUUGUGUGGAGAUCACGUGGGAAGGAGCAAGGAAUCAGCUUGGGUGGAGAAUGAGAUAUAUGGAUGUUAAGGAAAUGGACAAGGAAAGUCUGGAAGGUGGAUCCCAAAGUGAAUAUCAAUGCAAGUUUAGCCUGCCUACCUGUGCACUUGUUUUAAUGACUAUGUGUGAUAUUGUAUCCUGAUUUUGCAUCAUCCCUGUAUUCUUU
Tinamus guttatus (white-throated tinamou) is the source of this 1162-nucleotide messenger RNA. The record is from RefSeq and is a predicted model, not a curated record. NCBI's taxonomy places the organism in Eukaryota, Metazoa, Chordata, Aves, Tinamiformes, Tinamidae.